GAGGAUAUACCAUUAGCAUGUCAAAGAUAUAGUGUUAAUGCCUCCUCUGAGCACUGCUACACUAUUAUCAGAUCUUUAAAUUUUAUGAACUUUCAUUGGAUUGACAUUGGUACUUGUUCAGUAAGAGUUUCUAAUGUGGAGCUUAAUUAUCACAAUUUGGCAACACAGAUAUGUAGUAAAGUAGACAAUCGUAUUUCAUCUAAGCAAGUGAAGUUCAAAAUCAUAGGUUUAAUGUUUAAUGAUACUGGUACUUGCCCCACAUCUGCUCCAGAUACUAGCCUUUGUCCAUCAUCUGUACCCACUACCUCUUCUUCAGUUUUCCCUUCCAGGUCCUUUGUCACUACUUCCCUUCUGUAUGGCUCUGUCUCAGUACCUUCCUCGACAAAUAAUGACCUUCCUCAAACUCUUGUCCCCAGCUCUACUUUAGAUGUGUUUUCUUUCUUUGGUUUACUUUCCUCUUCUUCAAACUAUCCCUCAACUUCAAUACAACCCAGUACUUCAAUUGCACCAACUUUAUCUCAAUAUUCCUCUCUACAAGCAUCUCAAUUGUAUUCUGAUGGCUCUGUCUCAGUCUCUUUAGUCCCUUCCUCAAGUAAUAGUGAUCUAUCACAAACUGAAUCUUCUGCAACUAUAUCUAGUGCUAAUACCUCACAGUUCUCACCCUCAGCCUUUCAAACCUCUUCUAUAAUAGCCUUUGUCCCCAGCUCUGCUUUAAAUGUGAUUUCUUUCUUUGGUUCACUUUCCUCUUCUUCAAACUAUCCCUCAACUUCAAUACAACCCAGCACUUCUGUUGCACCAACUUUACAUACUUCUGAAUUUUAUUCUGAUGGUUCUGUCUCAGUGCCUUCUUUGACAAAUAAUGACCUUUCACAAACUGAAUCUUCUGCAACUAGUCCGUAUGCCUCAGUCUCAACUGGCUUUCAAACCUCUUCUAUAUUAGUUGUCCCCAGCUCUACUUUAGAUGUGUUUUCUUUCUUUCGUUCACUUACAUCUUCAAAAUAUCCCUCAACUUUUAUCCAGCCCAGCGCUUCUACUACACCAACUUCAUCUCAUUAUUCUUCUAUUUCAAUACUCACAAUCUCUUUUCCAAGUGUUUCUGUGUUGCCUCCCUCCCCUCCUUCCCUGUACUGUGCAGCUGAUGAGCAAUGGCCAGAAACAGCAGCUGGAUAUACUGCCAAUGGAACCUGCUACAAAGGGACUGUUAAUGCUACUAGAUAUUGCAAUGAAACUGGAGAGUGGAAUGAGACCAUUUGUCAUAACAGUGAAAGCUUUGGAGCUAUAUUGUCAUUGAUUUCAUCACCCCAGAAAGCUCUCACAAGUCUAUCACAGCAGAUAAAUAGCAUACCUCUGAUUCAAGCAGUUGUAUUAUUGGACAUUAUAGUUAUGAGCAAUUCCAAUUACACAGAUGUUGAGGAAUUU
Messenger RNA from Amphimedon queenslandica, 1419 nucleotides. Its product is annotated as mucin-5AC-like. The record is from RefSeq and is a predicted model, not a curated record. The transcript has 4 exons. NCBI's taxonomy places the organism in Eukaryota, Metazoa, Porifera, Demospongiae, Haplosclerida, Niphatidae. The annotation marks the transcript as partial. Gene Ontology annotation, molecular function: G protein-coupled receptor activity. Gene Ontology annotation, cellular component: membrane.